UUGUAUGUAAACUGAUUUGGAUUUCAACCUAAUAGUAGGCCUAAGUGAAGUGUUUAUUUUGCAGUGCGUGUUUGAUUGAUCUGCUCCAUAUUGAAUGGCCAGUUUCAGACCACAAUUCAUGACAACAUAAUUGGAAGUCAGCAUGGUCCCGUAAACGCACCGGUGUGCCAGAAGUGCGUGGAACAAAAGACGAAUAGGCUACGGAGAUAUUUAUUUCAUGAAGGGACAUGUGUUUGAUUCGGUUCUAUUUAUAGAGCCAACGCAACGCGCACAAGCAGCGAGAAGAGAGGAGAAGACGUGCACUCGGAUAUACUAUACCUAUCGACUUCUGUUGAUCAGGAUUUUGUCAAUAUUGCGACAUGCCUAGCGUCUUUCGCAAGGCAUACACAGGAAUCUCUUGGAACACUAACCUUGUGGUCUCCAUAUUGUUGUAUAUCUGAAUUGUGCAUUAUAAUGGGGCCUUUUGGCUGUCUUUGGGGUGUGGACUGCCUGGAGUGAUCAUCAUAAAUCCUUACUCGAUUUGAGAACAACCACAAAGAGCUGGAGAGGCAUAAAGUAGGUGAACGUUUUGGACAAGCAACUCAGAAGGAGAGAGGAUCUGCUACAGUCAUGAUUUUGACAGAGGACAUAGAGAUGGACCUGUUUUCCGUUAUAGGCACGUUUGCUGUGCCAAUAGCAGUAAUUCCGCAAUACCAACAGGAGACAACGAGACAACAACCUGAACACCCCCUAGUACCACUCCCUUUGGAGGAAGAUGAUAUAGGACCACCUAAACAGCAGAGGGAGACUGUUACACCUGUAAAGAUUGAGAAAGAAUCUAUACCAAGGAUUACAAAUAACACCUUUGAGAGCAUUGAGAUCGAAAUGGAGAUGUUUCCGCCCUCAGGCUUGACUGAAAGUGAUGUGGUGGAGAUCACUCCAGAUGACCCCUCUGUCAUGACCAGGACACCAGGACCAGUUGUCCCAGUCUCACCAGAACCAGAUGUCCCAGUCUCAACAGAACCGAGCCGACCAAGCAAACUGAAAUGGAGGAGAAUCACACCAGGGAAGACUUGUUUGGUGGUUAAAGAUGUGAUCUGCCUGCCACAAGGCCACUACCUGGCUCAGGAGGACAGGCACAGUGUCCCCAGAGGCCAGGAGAGGGACGAGCUCGCUGCCAUGGGCCUCAUCGCUAGGAUAACCAUAGACAACUCCUGGCUCCAUCAUGAAAUGGAGAGCCGCCUUGCCUCACUGUUCAGGAGCCGCUUCUUCAGUGGACGCGAACAAAGAUUCACCUUCACAUACCUUCAGUGUUUGCAGAGCUCUCGUGUGCUGUUUGUUCCAGACACCCCACCACAGUUCUCCUGGAGUGGGGAACAGGUGUUGCGGAUAGCAGGACAUGGCCCCCUUUAUAUUCUCAGUCACUAUGAUUUCAUGAGCUUUGAGAUAGAAUGUGAGUGGCCAACAAACAACACACCAGUAAUUAACAGUCAUGAUUUCUUGGUGGAUGACAAUGAGGAUGAGGAGGAGGAGGAGAGAAGUAUAGAGUCUCCCCUGCCUGUCACCACUGAUGAGGAGGUCAUUUCGGACCUGGUCACCAUCCUCCAAACAUACAGAGAACAAAACUCAAUGCCUGAAAUCCAAACACACAUGUAUGUGAGGCGGAGAGACAUCUUCAGAAGUGCACUCAAGGUGAUGAGGAAGAAGUCAUUCUCCAUCAAGACAACUCCUCUCUUCCACUUCCUAGGAGAGGAUGUUGAUGACUAUGAUGGCCCUUUGAGAGAGUUUUUCAGACUCAUCAUGUUAGAGUUGCAGGAGAGCGGUAUCCUGGAGGGUCGCCCGGGGCAUCUGUUGUUUGCCUACAACCAGGCUGCCCUGGAGGAGAGGAGGUACUACGCUGCAGGAGUCAUGGUGGCCUGGUCUCUGCUUCAUGAUGGUCCUGGACCAUGCUGCCUACACCAGUCCCUCUAUCAGCUCAUGUGUGGCCAAAGCCCUCCCCUGGAAGACUUCAACUGGAUGGACAUCUCUGAUGUGGAUGUACAGAUGAAACUGCAACAGGUCAAGAAUUGCACUAGCAUCCAGAGUUUGACUCCAACCCUGUGUGAAUGGAUUGUAGGUUGUGGAAUUCCUGAUAUCUACAAUGCUGAAAUCAAAGACAUGCCCUACAUCUAUACCUGGGUUUUAAGGCACUGCAUUUAUCACAGGGUGGCAAGCAUGAUCUCCCAGUUCACAGAGGGUCUGAACAGCUGUGGUGGCCUGUGGGAUAUCAUCAAGGCCCACUCUGCAGCCUUCAUGCCUGUCAUGACCAGGACAGAACACCCUCUCACCCUGCAACAGUUCAGAAGUCUGUUUGAGGUGUCAUGGAGUCCUCUGGAAUCAACCAUAGGCCUGAGACAAGCUGAGGAGACCACAGUCACUCCUGGGAGAGACUUCUGAUCAUGAUCAACGAACACCAGACUCCCUUGUCCUUUGGGAAUCUACUGGCCUUCAUCACAGGGGCGGAUCAGAUCCCUCCUUUGGGAUUCCUAAGAAAUCUCUGCAUCAGAUUCUACGACCAAGACCAGGGAAUGUUCAGUGUCCGUUUACCACAUGCCUCUACUUGUACUUUGGAGCUCUACCUUCCCCGAGGUAUGGCCAGUCCUGGUGGGUUGAAGGACAUGCUGACAAGAGCACUGCAAGAAUCUUUAGGAUUUGGAAACAUUUAUGCUGACAGUUCAGCUUUGAGCCAAUGAUCAAUCCAACAAAAAAUCAAUGUGGGAGGAAUCAAAGCUUGGUAAUGUUUGAUAGAUGAGGUAAUCAAUAAUGCAUGGUUUACCAGUCUCUGUGUUUUAUUUGUUCUGCAAAUUGUCAUUUUCUCCAUUACUAAUGAGAUUCUCAGCAAUGGGUACAGUACGUACUGAAUGAGAUUGCAAGAUAAGGGCGGAAUAUUAUUUCUGAUAUGCAGUUAAUAUGAAGGACAUUCAACUGAAUGUGUCAAUGUAAAAGGGUCUAGCACAUUUCCUUUUAAUCUGGAAGUUAUUUUACUUAAUAUUCUAUGUAUUCAUAUUUUAGAUAUGCUAAACUCAGUCAUUUUUGUCAAAAUGAAUUAAGACCAAGAUAGUGCCUAUUAAGUCAUCAACAAACAGUAUUUGGUAAUCAUUUGAAAAUAGAAUAACAAUACAUUGCUAAUUUUGAUUAUGACAAAAUUGAGAUGUAAUUAUGCAUUGUAGACAUCAUGUUAAUAUACAAAAUGUGACUUAAUAAAAUAUUUU
Messenger RNA from Oncorhynchus keta (chum salmon), 3230 nucleotides. RefSeq lists its product as uncharacterized. Bases 610 to 2415 code for a protein of 601 amino acids. The transcript has 12 exons. NCBI's taxonomy places the organism in Eukaryota, Metazoa, Chordata, Actinopteri, Salmoniformes, Salmonidae. The record is from RefSeq and is a predicted model, not a curated record. Gene Ontology annotation, molecular function: ubiquitin-protein transferase activity.